CACUGUUUAUGAUCAUUCAGUAACUUGACCUAUUAUAUAGUAUACCAGAGUAAAAUGGUUAUUUUUCAUUGGUUACAAUCAAAUAUAUAGUUUCUUAUUUCAUCAUAAUUUAUUACCAAAACAUAAAGUCAACACUUUCUUAUCACUUUCUUGAUCAACACUAUCAAACGAGACCUUAGUUUCAGAACCACACAGUGUCCACACCACAUUGAGCUCGUUAAUUGUUUUCCUCAUAUGACUGCUUGUCUUCUAACACCGACGACGACACUAUCUCUCUUCAGCCACCUUAAGUUGCUACUUCCGCAGUCCUCUCAGAACCCUAGAUUUUGGUGUCUACUCCGACCGGCGACUGAGAGAGAGAAAGAGAUAGACAUGUCAAUGGAGAAUCCUCCAGCGAAAGAAGUUGAAUCUUUAUCGCUGACCGCGAGUGAUGGUUUGAAUCCGUCGAAUUCUACCACAGAGAUGAGCGUUGAAGAAAAAUUUAGGAUUGUGAGGAGCAUUGGUGAAGAAUGUAUCCAGGAGGAAGAACUCCUGAAUCUUCUUACCAAAAAGCCCCAACCAAUCUGCUAUGAUGGGUUUGAACCCUCUGGAAGAAUGCAUAUUGCUCAGGGUGUUAUGAAGACAAUUAAUGUUAAUAAACUCACUUCUGCUGGUUGCAAAGUAAAGAUUUGGAUAGCCGAUUGGUUUGCUCAAUUAAACAACAAAAUGGGUGGAGAUUUAAACAAAAUCCAAACAGUUGGACACUACUUAAUUGAGAUCUGGAAAGCUGCAGGAAUGAAUUUAGAAGAUGGUAAAGUCGAGUUUAUUUGGUCUUCUGAAGAAAUUAAUUCAAGAGCAUAUGAAUACUGGCCAAUAGUCAUGGACAUUGCUAGAAGAAACAAACUUCCUAGAAUAAUGAGGUGUUGUCAGAUUAUGGGUCGAAGUGAGCAGGAUGAAUUGACUGCAGCCCAAAUCUUCUACCCAUGCAUGCAAUGCGCCGAUAUAUUUUUCCUCAAGGCUGAUAUCUGUCAACUAGGCAUGGAUCAACGAAAAGUGAAUGUUCUUGCUAGGGAGUAUUGUGAUGACAUCAAAAGAAAAAACAAGCCAAUCAUUUUAUCUCAUCAUAUGCUUCCUGGUUUGUUACAAGGUCAAGAAAAGAUGUCAAAAUCUGAUUCUUCUUCUGCUAUUUUUAUGGAGGAUGAAGAGGCUGAGGUUAAUUUAAAGAUAAAAAAAGCAUAUUGUCCACCCAAUAUUGUUGAUGGGAAUCCAUGUCUUGAGUACAUUAAAUACAUUGUAUUCCCUUGGUUUAAUGAGUUCAAGGUUGAAAGGAAAGAGGAAAACGGAGGUGAAAAGGUUUAUACCAGUUAUGAAGAAUUAAUUGCUGCUUAUGAAAAAGGGGAGUUGCAUCCUGCUGAUUUGAAACCUGCACUAUCCAAAUCUUUGAAUAGGAUCUUGCAGCCUGUGCGUGACCAUUUCAAGAAUGAUGAGAAGGCCAAGGCUCUAUUGAAGAGGGUUAAGGCUUUCAAAGUUACAAGAUGAUGGAAGUAUUAUAGUCGAUGGGAAGAUGGGAGUUAAAUGAAUUUAGAUUGAUUGAUCGAAUUUUCUUGCACAUAUUUAUGCAAUUUUAUAUUAUAUUUCGCAUGAACUACUACUUAAUUACUUUUUGGAAUAAUGAACACAGUUGGGUUUUAAUUAUGUGGGAGGAAUAGCAGUAUCCUUCGCGAUUUCUUAAGAAA
Messenger RNA from Lactuca saligna, 1715 nucleotides. The record is from the annotation of a GenBank genome assembly. NCBI's taxonomy places the organism in Eukaryota, Viridiplantae, Streptophyta, Magnoliopsida, Asterales, Asteraceae.